AUUCAAAAAGCUUGGAAAUCGCCAAAUAGUAAAACGCAACCUGCAGACCACCACCUCUUCAAUGAGGUCGAAAGGGCAAAGUCAUCUCAUGGCGUCUUGUUGUGAAUGGCAUUGCAGGCUGGUACAUUGCUCGUCUUUUUGGACGUCUUUGUUGCAAGAUCAAUUUUGGACCAUCAUAGUUCACGCUUUCCUCUCAAUGCGAGCAAUCUAAGAAAGCGAGACUCCUAGCGUACCAACAUUGCCUAGGCACAUGGAUCUCUUGAAUGUAGUAAAGAAAAUAUACUGUUUUGGUGUACGAGGACUCGAAGCGUCUCUAGGGAGCAGCCUUUGUUGUCAUUUUGUAUGAAGUUCUCUAUGCAGAUGUUGGCAGCAACUUCGACUGUUUGCUCUGCGAUGUUAACAAGGUGCAACCAUUCGUAUCUGGAGUUUUAGGAAUAGUGUCUUCUUUGGAAGAGCUCACAAAUGUUGAUAUUGAUGCAUCUUAAUCAUCCGAGUCUUCGCUUCAACUUCUCUAAGCAGACAUUCGACUUGCUUCUACAGCUCAAAUUCCCCUUGUUGCCGAAGUUCUGGUCCUAGUUUCUCAGGGGAAAGCGAGAUGUGGUUGCAGUUUACUUAUACAAGGAUUAAAGAACGGGUUGUUUCAUAGUCACGGACUUCGGCGUGUUUUCGUGAUGGACAGAGACACGAUAGCUACAAGCGUACGUUAGUGGAGCUCUAUUCAACCCCAUGCUCAGCUGCGAUGUACGACGUCAUUCUUGACUGACCUUGCUUUGCUACCUUACCACGUAGCAAUUUCUUUGCUCCUCUUAUCGCAUCGCUCGACGCCAGUUUCCCAACAUCGAAUUUAGACAAAGUGCGCUUACGAUAUUGGAGAUCUUGCCAACGCACAUCUUGAAAUCAUGGCGGCGCAAAACCCAAAAGACAAAAAGCACCCAAAGUUUGGACAUCUACCGCUGUCAACAUCGGGCCCACAGCCAUGUGCUUUAUCUGGCACUGCACUCUUGAACUCAGCAUUUCACAACAAAGGCUCAGCCUUUACACCCGAGGAACGCCAAACCUUUCAGCUUCAUGGCCUCUUGCCCAGUAACGUUCAAACACUCGAUAUCCAGGUUCGCCGAGCCUAUGAGCAAUAUAGCUCCAGACCGAAUGACAUUGCCAAAAACACCUUCAUGACGUCCAUGAAGGACCAAAAUGUUGUACUCUACUACAGGCUUAUCCUAGAUCAUUUGAAGGAAAUGUUCCCGAUCAUCUACACGCCGACUGAAGGGGAAGCGAUAGCUAAUUUCUCGCGUUUGUUCCGAAGACCUGAAGGCUGCUUCUUGAACAUCGACGACAUGGAGCGCGUUGAGCACGAUAUCUCGCAGUUCGGAGAUCCGGAAGAUGUUGAUUUGAUUGUGGUAUCGGAUGGAGAGCAGAUAUUAGGUAUUGGUGAUCAGGGCAUUGGAGGAAUACUGAUUUCGGUUGCAAAGCUGGUGAUCUAUACGUUGUGCGCCGGGAUUCAUCCUGCCCGAACUUUGCCAGUGGUUCUGGAUUGUGGAACAAACAAUAAGGAUCUUCUCGAAGAUGAACUGUACCUCGGAUUACGGAAGGAGAGAGCUCGAGGAGAGAGGUACGAUAAGUUCGUAGAAACUUUCUUGGCCGCAGCGAGGAAGCAGUACCCGAGAGCAUACAUUCACUUCGAGGACUUUGGGCUGCAGAACGCCCGUCGAAUCUUAGACAUGUAUUCGCCCAAAUUCGCUUGCUUCAAUGACGACAUCCAGGGCACGGGCUGCGUUACGCUCGCAGCAAUCAUGACAGCGGUUCACGUUGCGAAGCUGAAAUUGGCGGACAUUCGCGUCGUGAUGUUUGGUGCUGGCACGGCUGGGACUGGAAUUGCGGAUCAGAUUGUGGAUGCAAUUGCGCACGAAAGCGAGAAGGAAAAGGAAGAAGCCCGCAAGCAGGUCUGGUGCGUUGAUAAGCAGGGCUUGUUACUUCGGAGCCAAAAGGACGAGUUGACAAAUGCGCAAAUACCUUAUGCGAGAGACGAAAAGGAUUGGGAGGGAAAUGAAAAUAAUGGUUUGCUUAGAGUGAUCCAGAAGGUGAAACCCAACGUUCUCAUAGGUACAUCCACCAAACCUGGAGCUUUUACAGAAGAAAUUGUCCGCGAAAUGGCGAAGCAUGUUGACCGACCCAUCAUUUUCCCACUCAGCAAUCCCACACGACUCCAUGAAGCAAAACCCGAGGACCUGUUCAGAUGGACGGAUGGACGAGUUCUCUGUGCAACUGGUAGUCCCUUCCCUCCAGUAGAAUACAACGGCAAGAAAUAUGAGAUUGCUGAAUGCAACAACUCGACCACUUUCCCUGGGAUCGGUCUCGGUGCGAUUUUAAGUCGCGCUAGACUUAUGACGCCCUCGUUACUCGUAGAGGCCGUCAAAGCGCUUGCAAAGCAAGGACCGGCGUUGAAGGACCCCUCUGCACCUUUACUGCCAGAUGUGACGGACGUGAGAGAGAUAAGCGUGCAUAUUGCUGCCGCGGUGAUCAAGCAGGCAGUCAAGGAGGGAUUGAACGAGGAGAAAGAUAUCCCUGAGGAUGACGCGGAACUAGAGGAAUGGAUACGAGAGCAGAUGUGGGAGGCGAGGUAUCGACCACUUGUGAGGGUUGAUCCGUCAGCAGCCAGCUCUCUUGCGAGGGGCGAGGCGGCCAGUGGCUCUUCAAGUAAGAUGACCAAAGUUUUGUAGGAGUAUGGUUGUGCCAUCCUCGUCAAGGUUUCAUUGGUAAUUAUGGAAAAGAUCAUAGCCUGGCCACUUCUCUAUGGGCCAAGUUAGAUUGUCCAUCAGCGUCUUUAAAUCUCUUCCUCCAUUGAAUUUUUCAUUCCGAGGCAUUUCAGAGUUUACCACAAUUGCGUACGUAGUCUUGUUGCGGAAAUUUAUGUUCACAAAGCUUCUUG
Molecule: messenger RNA, 2926 nt
Organism: Verruconis gallopava
Lineage: Eukaryota; Fungi; Ascomycota; Dothideomycetes; Venturiales; Sympoventuriaceae
Exons: 2
Coding region: 900-2717 (605 amino acids)
Biological process (GO): malate metabolic process; pyruvate metabolic process
Cellular component (GO): mitochondrion
Molecular function (GO): malate dehydrogenase (decarboxylating) (NAD+) activity; NAD binding
Source: RefSeq, a predicted model, not a curated record